Molecule: messenger RNA, 2627 nt
Organism: Melanaphis sacchari
Lineage: Eukaryota; Metazoa; Arthropoda; Insecta; Hemiptera; Aphididae
Gene: Taf4
Product: transcription initiation factor TFIID subunit 4
Biological process (GO): transcription initiation at RNA polymerase II promoter; DNA-templated transcription
Cellular component (GO): transcription factor TFIID complex
Molecular function (GO): RNA polymerase II general transcription initiation factor activity; DNA binding; protein heterodimerization activity
Source: RefSeq, a predicted model, not a curated record
CCACUGCGAUAAUUUAAUGCCGGGCAUCAGUCAGGCAGAUUUUGUUGGCCAACAGCAACAACAACAACAGCAGCAGCAGCAGCAACAGCAACAUCUUCAUCAUGUCGUCAAUCCAACGUUGGCGCACAAUUACGCGGCACCGCAACCCAUGAAAUCGCUGGACCAAGUCAAAGUGGUUUACUCAAAUUCGGCCAAUAGUCGAAAUUACGUGCCCGUCAAUUCGCUGCCAAACGGCACGAUCAAUUCUACUAGUACAGGUACUGGAACUGCUGUUGUAAUUAAGUCAACUUCUCAACAGCAUCACCAUAAUUCACCUCCAGUUUCCACAAUGACUUUACCUGGACAAGUAUCGUCCAAUCAAUCCUCUGUUUCAUCCAAUGUUAUUACUGUUUCUAAGCAAAUGGCACAGGGUGUAGUUACUGGUAACUCUCCUCAAACAAUUUUGCCAGCAAAUGUACAAAUACUUAAUGUAAAUGCAUUGCGGCCACAAAACUCUCAAGGAGGAGUUAAUAAAAAUAUGUCAAGAGUAAUGAUACCUCAAGUAGUUGGGGCCCGUCCUGGUGCACCUGGACUUACUCUACAAACACUCCAACAAGCACAAGGUGGACAUAUAUUGUUAAAGACUGAAAAUGGCCAGUACCAGUUAUUACGAGUUGGCCCAGCACCUAGUCAAGGAAAUGCUAUUACCCAAAAUAAUGCAAAUUUUAGAGUUCAAUCUGUUCCUUCAGUUGCAACUAACAAUGUUUCCAUUGCUGGUACACCAACUACAACACCAACUCAAACGAUCGCUCAACCUCAACAGGCGCAUCAAAAAAUUCAACAAGACAAUACUAAAGAAAAAUGCCGAAAAUUUUUAGCCAAUUUACUUGAAUUGUCAAGUAAAGAACCUAAACCUGUAGAAAGGAGUGUGCGAACCCUUAUACAAGAAUUGGUUGAUGCCAAGGUGGAGCCAGAACAGUUUUGUGAUCGACUUGAGAAACUUCUAAAUGCUUCACCACAACCGUGCCUUAUUGGUUUCCUCAAGAAAAGUCUACCACUUCUGAGGCAAUCACUUAUGUUAAAAGAAAUGGUGAUUGAUGGAAUUCGACCACCACAACUUAGUGCUCAACCUACUGUUGUUUUAGCUAAUCAGCAGCAAGCAACGAAUACACAAGUAAUGGGAAAUAUCUUAAGCAAUGCAGCAUCUAACCAACAAACGGUUAGAAUAAUGACUUCCCAACCAGCUUUAACACCAGCAAGAACAAUUAAUUCUCAACAACAACAUAGAAUUGUUUCUCAACAAGUCAGGGUACAAACUCCAACAGGUCUUACAGCUGUUAAUAAAAUGGGUUCAAUUCGUAUCCAACCUCCAAUAGUAUCUUCUCAAGCUACUACACUUCCUCCACCACUUACAUCAACAUCAUCCCCAAGACCACCAGUGGGUAGUGGUCGGCAGAUGCUUGUUAAAGCAGUACCUCUUAAGACACCAGCUGGAUCCCAUAUUAAAAUUAGUACUCCUAUAGUAUCAACACCACUACAAACUAAUAGUAUAACAAUGCCUCAACCUCGGAUACCACCAUCACCAAAUAUAAUAGCACAACCUACAAUGAUCAGCAAAGCUCCAACACCAAUUACUGUUGCUCCUCCAACAGUUGCGUUGUCUAAACCUCCAUCCAAGGAAAAAGAAAAGAAAUCUUUUUCGUCAUCAGCAGCAUAUGUUGGUGAUGAUGAUAUUAACGAUGUUGCUGCUAUGGGUGGUGUCAACUUAGCAGAAGAAACCCAAAGAAUUUUAGGUUCCACAGAAUUUGUUGGAACACAAAUUAGAUCAUGUAAAGAUGAAAUACUUUUACCGCAAAAUCCAUUAGUAGCAAAAAUUAAACAAAUUGUAAAUAGAGAAGGUUUAGAAGAUGCUGCAGCAGAUGUACCAGCAUUAGUAUCUCAUGCAGUUGCUGAACGUUUAAAAGAUCUUUUAGAAAAAUUUGCUGUUGUAGCGGAGCAUCGUUUAGAUUUUAAUAAAGCGGAUAAACGGUAUGAAAUUACUAGAAAUAUUCGAGGUCAAAUCAAAUGCCUUGAAGAAAUUGACAAGGUUGAACGUAAGAAGCAAGAUGAAAUGGAGCGAGAGCUCUUAUUACGGGCAGCUAAAAGCAGGUCUAAAAAUGAAGAUCCAGAACAAGCAAAAUUAAAAGCUAAAGCCAAAGAGAUGCAAAGGGUAGAGAUGGAAGAAUUACGACAGCGAGAAGCUAAUUUAACUGCCUUAAAUGCAAUUGGACCUAGGAAAAAACCAAAAUUAGAACCAGGAAUAAUUCCUAGUUUACAGAACCAAAAUUGUAGUAUUAAUACCAGUUUAACAAAUAGACAAACAAUACCUAGACAAAGGAUAAAACGUGUUACCAUGCGAGAUACACUUUUUGUACUUGAACAAGAAAAAGAUAUUCGUAGGAAAGCAAAUUUCAUGUUCAAACCAUUCUUAAAGUGAUAUUUACCAUCAGAUUGUCAUUGUAGCCGUUCCUUAUUGCGGCUGAUGGCUAGUCUUGUUGACUAUGUUUUCUGCCGCAUUGUCGAACUAAUUCAUAUUGUUGUUAAAAAUCAUUUCAUACAUAUUUUAGAUUAAUUUUAUUUACAAAAUUGUUAAUUUUUGUUAUAUUGUU